CCCAGGUCUUUGCAGUCAGGCGGAGGCCUAUGUCGGCGCCCACCACUCACCCGCCUUCCCCCGAGCAGCCGGCGCCCGGGAGGGCAUCGUGUUACACCGGGCCGCGGAGCACAAAGGACUGGGCGGCCGCUGGGGAUGCUACGGGCGGCGGGGGGUGUGAGCGGCCGCGGUGUGUGCGCCUGGAGGCUGCAGCCUGCGUUUCCGGCAGAGCCCCCUCUUCUGGCCUUGCAGCCCCUUUCCGCCUGCCUGGGCAUUGUUUUCUUAGAUCUCUGAAGAGUUGGACCUUUCAAAAUGGUGCCACUCUCUCCAUUUUCACCCACGAAUUAGGCCCUGGAAACUAAGUAGGCCUUUUGGGUGGGAGGGACAGCCCCAUUGCAGGGCACUGAAGGGAAUGGGUCGAGGCGCAGCUGAGGAUCCGGAAUACUCAGGCCCCAAAGUAUUGGCCUUAAAAUACCCCUCUGCCCCAUUCGAACCGCACACUUGAGGGACUGAUCACUGGGACACCCACGCCCCCAGAAGGGACUUGUUCAAGAUCACAUAAGUUAAGAAGAAGCCAGGACCAGAAUUCCUUGCUCCUGGCUUCUCACCAGUAGCUGCUCAGAGUGUGCCUCAAAGGUGUUAACUGUCUUGCCUAUGAUGAAGCCAUCAUGGCUCAGCAGGACCGAAUUCAGCAAGAGAUUGCUGUGCAGAAUCCUCUGGUAUCAGAGCGGCUGGAGCUCUCGGUCCUGUACAAGGAGUAUGCUGAGGAUGAUAAUAUCUAUCAACAGAAGAUCAAGGACCUCCACAAAAAGUAUUCGUACAUCCGCAAGACCAGGCCUGAUGGAAACUGCUUCUAUCGAGCUUUCGGGUUCUCCCACUUGGAGGCGCUGCUGGAUGACAGCAAGGAAUUGCAGAGGUUCAAGGCUGUGUCUGCCAAGAGCAAAGAAGACCUGGUGUCCCAGGGCUUCACUGAGUUCACAAUUGAGGAUUUCCACAAUACGUUCAUGGACCUGAUAGAGCAGGUGGAGAAGCAGAUCUCAGUAGCUGACCUGCUGGCCUCCUUCAAUGACCAGAGCACCUCAGACUACCUGGUGGUCUACCUGCGGCUGCUCACCUCUGGCUACCUGCAGCGGGAGAGCAAGUUCUUCGAGCACUUCAUCGAGGGUGGGCGGACGGUCAAGGAGUUCUGCCAGCAGGAAGUGGAGCCCAUGUGCAAGGAGAGCGACCACAUCCACAUCAUCGCGCUGGCCCAGGCACUCAGCGUCUCCAUCCAGGUGGAGUACAUGGACCGCGGCGAGGGCGGCACCACCAACCCGCACGUCUUCCCUGAGGGCUCUGAGCCCAAGGUCUACCUUCUCUACCGGCCUGGACACUACGACAUCCUCUACAAAUAGGGCUGGCCCUGCCCGCCGCUGCCCUGCUGCCCUCCCCUCUGCCAGGCGCUAGACAUGUACAGAGGUUUUUGUGUGGUUGUAAAUGGUCAUAUUUCACUCCCCCCCUUCCCUGUCAUACAACCUUCCACGUUUUAUUAAAGGGGAUGCUGGUGGUGAGCCCUGUGUGCGUGUCCCUGCUCUGCUGCUGCCCGCCUGGAUGCUAUGUGUCUGGCUGUCCCCCUCCCCCCCAGGUGGGUUCCUCUUGGCCUUUCACCUGUCCACCUCACGCCUCCCUACCAGCAGCAGUCAUGAGGGGCUGGGCCUCUUAGGGCCCCUCCUGGUUAUUGGGAUUCUGCCUAACCUCCUUCCCUCCUUAGCUGGCCCAGGGGCUUCCAUGGAAGUGUGGAAGUUCCAUGGGGACUUAACCAGGGACCUAGGACCAUCAAGGCUUCAAGCUGUGCCCCCAUAGGUCUACCUCCAUCCUGCUGUCUUGCCCAGGGCCCCAGACCCCAGCUGCCUGCUUUCCAUCAGGUCUGCAUGGUCAAGGAGCGCGGGGCAGAGAGGGCCCGCAUGAUGGUGAGGCCUGGCUCAGCAGGUGGAGGGGCUGGUGGGAGUAGGGCAGCCUUCAGGCCUCUGCUUAGUCGGGUCCCCAGGCAGGACUUGCCAGGCUGCCAUCCUCCUGCCCACCUGCCUGUGCCUGCUUUGCACCCCCUUUGCUUCAGCCACAGUGUCUGCAUUGCCUGCCUUUUUGCCUUCACCUCCUUUCCUCCCCCACCCCAGCACAUGUAGGGGCUCAGUCCCUAGGCUGUGAACUCCUUGGGGGGCAGGCCCUCAAUAAAUGUGAAGUGCUGCUGCCCACCUCU
Miniopterus natalensis is the source of this 2215-nucleotide messenger RNA. It is a transcript of the gene OTUB1, whose product is annotated as OTU deubiquitinase, ubiquitin aldehyde binding 1. Gene Ontology annotation, cellular component: nucleus. Gene Ontology annotation, biological process: protein K48-linked deubiquitination; negative regulation of double-strand break repair. Gene Ontology annotation, molecular function: ubiquitin binding; cysteine-type deubiquitinase activity. The record is from RefSeq and is a predicted model, not a curated record. Lineage: Eukaryota; Metazoa; Chordata; Mammalia; Chiroptera; Miniopteridae.